AUGUCUGUAACCAAGUCUAUUUUAUUACAAGCGUUGCAAGAAUACGACCCGAACUACGCUUAUGAACUCAAAUGGAAAAGGAUUGAGAAGGGCGAUAACAAAUAUGAACUCCAAAUCACGGCUGUACCUUCGCAUAGAGGCGAAGACAAAAUUGUACACAAGUAUGAAGGUAAGAGCCAGUCAAGUCUCAAGUCAGACGCGAUAGCCAAAUGGAAGGAAGAAAGUGACGUCAAAGCGAAGAAGGAGGAAACCAGAAAACCUAAGAAGGGAGACAGUCACAAAAGACAUGGCGAAGUGAUCGAAUCGCAAACCGCAGACGGUGAGGCCGUGAAGGAAGAGCGGGAUAAGCAUGGGGGAGGUCCAAGGAAGCGCAGAUUUGAAGAAGAUGAAAAAGAAGUGAAACCUAAACAUAAAAAGGUCAAGGAAGGUGAUAAGUCUGGCAGAGGAUCCGAAAAGCCUCCAGUGGCGGACGCAGACAAUAAGGUCGACGAUCCUGACGCUCACGCGAAUGGAGAAGAAGCAGGCAAGAGACGCCGCGAACGUCACUAUGAUAAGCAGGUUCGAGAGGAAUCUGACGCAUUUAUUGACGAUGCAGAUCCACGAACGCCUCGUUACAAAGACUUCAUUUCAGCGUAA
This is a messenger RNA of Fomitiporia mediterranea MF3/22, 636 nucleotides long. RefSeq lists its product as uncharacterized. The transcript has 3 exons. The record is from RefSeq and is a predicted model, not a curated record. NCBI's taxonomy places the organism in Eukaryota, Fungi, Basidiomycota, Agaricomycetes, Hymenochaetales, Hymenochaetaceae. Bases 1 to 636 code for a protein of 211 amino acids.